AUGAAGAUCGCCACAGCGUUGACCGGCCUCUUGGCCACUCUGACCAUGGCCGCUCCCGUUGCCGAGCCUGAGCCAGAACCAGAGGCAGAGCCUAGUCUCAUUGCACGAGGACCUGGAGGCACAAAUUACAUCCAGAACUACAACAGCAAUUUGGGUGCUUUCUCCUCCAAUAUAAACGCCGGCACCUAUUCCAUGUACUGGGAUCAAGGCGUCAACGGAGACUUUGUCGUCGGCUUGGGCUGGACCACGGGUGCUGCUCGCUCAAUCACCUACUCCGGCACAUACACUGCCAACGGCGGCUCCUACCUCGCGGUCUACGGCUGGGUCAAUUCCCCACAAGCCGAGUACUACGUCGUCGAAAACUACGGCAACUUCAACCCAUGCACUGGCAGCGGGGUCACGCAGCUAGGCUCGCUCUCCUCGGACGGCGGCACAUACCAGGUCUGCACUCAUACACAAGUCAACCAGCCGUCAAUCACUGGAACGUCCACGUUCAAGCAAUACUUCUCGGUACGCCAACAGAAGCGCUCCUCCGGUACGGUGACUAUGUCCAACCAUUUCAACUUCUGGUCCCGAUCGGGUUUCAACCCCAACAAUCUCAAUUAUCAGGUUGUGGCCGUUGAGGCUUUCUCUGGCACGGGGCAUGCGACCAUGACUGUCUCCUAG
Molecule: messenger RNA, 666 nt
Organism: Cyphellophora attinorum
Lineage: Eukaryota; Fungi; Ascomycota; Eurotiomycetes; Chaetothyriales; Cyphellophoraceae
Product: Endo-1,4-beta-xylanase 1
Exons: 2
Coding region: 1-666 (221 amino acids)
Biological process (GO): xylan catabolic process
Molecular function (GO): hydrolase activity, hydrolyzing O-glycosyl compounds
Source: RefSeq, a predicted model, not a curated record